ACAGGAGCUAUGCUAAGUAUGCUUAACUCCGUCAAAGUCCUAUUAGGUAAGGACGACCGAAGGGAUUAUAGGAGCGCGGGCGUUGAGCAGACGAUGGCGGCUAAGUACAUAUCUGCAGAGCGUAGGUCUCUUCUCCUAAUAAUUACUUACCCUACUAAAACCUAUUGUAAUAACUGGACCACCUACCUCACCCCUAGCUAA
Lindgomyces ingoldianus is the source of this 201-nucleotide messenger RNA. RefSeq lists its product as uncharacterized. The annotation marks the transcript as partial. Lineage: Eukaryota; Fungi; Ascomycota; Dothideomycetes; Pleosporales; Lindgomycetaceae. The record is from RefSeq and is a predicted model, not a curated record. The transcript has a single exon.